AUGGAUAACUCCACUUUUAUAAUAUCAUUAAUUAGUGGUGCCUGUGCAGGUACAUCCACCGAUCUUGCAUUUUUCCCCAUUGAUACCAUAAAAACCAGACUUCAAGCUAAGGGAGGAUUCUUCGCCAAUGGAGGAUAUCAUGGAAUUUAUCGAGGAUUGGGAUCUUGCGUAGUUGCCCUGGCCCCGCUGGCUUCCCUUUUCUUCAUCACGUACGAUUCCAUGAAGAUUUAUACUAAGCAAUAUAUUGAUUCACCAGUGCAGCGCCAUAUGAUUUCUUCCUCAUGCGGUGAAAUUGCCGCGUGUUUGGUAAGAGUUCCUGCUGAAGUUAUCAAACAACGUACUCAAACUGGGAGAGUAGGGCAUAAUGGUGUCAGUUCGAGUUGGUCGAAUUUCAUGUAUUUGAUCAAGGAUAAAUCGGGAGAGGGAUUAAUCCGAGGAUUGUACCGUGGAUGGAACACCACCAUAAUGAGAGAAAUUCCGUUCACAGUGAUUCAAUUUCCGUUGUAUGAAUGGCUUAAGGAGAAAUGGGCCAAGACUACUCAUAGUGCAGAAAAGCUUUCGGCAGUCAAAGGUGCCAUAUGUGGAUCAAUUGCCGGCGGGGUGGCUGCGGCCUUGACUACUCCGUUAGAUGUGAUCAAGACGAGAAUUAUGUUACAUAAGGAUAGAGUUAAUGUUGUCGAUGUAGUCAAGAGUAUUAUUCGCGAGGAAGGGCUUGGUACAUUCUUGAAUGGGAUCGGACCAAGAACUGCUUGGAUCAGUGCUGGUGGGGCAAUCUUUUUGGGUUGUUAUGAAUUAGUUCAUGCCAGUUUGAGCUAUUCCAAGGAAGAGAAGUUGCAAUAG
Messenger RNA from Spathaspora passalidarum NRRL Y-27907, 840 nucleotides. RefSeq lists its product as uncharacterized. Gene Ontology annotation, cellular component: mitochondrial inner membrane. The transcript is spliced from 2 exons. NCBI's taxonomy places the organism in Eukaryota, Fungi, Ascomycota, Pichiomycetes, Serinales, Debaryomycetaceae. Gene Ontology annotation, molecular function: S-adenosyl-L-methionine transmembrane transporter activity. The record is from RefSeq and is a predicted model, not a curated record. The coding region runs from base 1 to 840 and encodes 279 amino acids.